Messenger RNA from Lasiodiplodia theobromae, 2613 nucleotides. RefSeq names its product ABC-1 domain-containing protein. Gene Ontology annotation, cellular component: extrinsic component of mitochondrial inner membrane. Gene Ontology annotation, molecular function: kinase activity. The record is from RefSeq and is a predicted model, not a curated record. The transcript has 3 exons. Gene Ontology annotation, biological process: ubiquinone biosynthetic process. Lineage: Eukaryota; Fungi; Ascomycota; Dothideomycetes; Botryosphaeriales; Botryosphaeriaceae. The coding region runs from base 1 to 2613 and encodes 870 amino acids.
AUGGCUGGAAGACGGCUGCUCGAUGCGGCUAAGCUGUUCAAUGCGACGCGCGCCGUCGCUAAGCAGCACAUAGCUCUCCGCUCGCACCAGCUUGACGUCUACACUCAAACUUCCUCUCUCGCCAGAGCCGUCAAGGACCAGACUGAUCGCGUCACCGUCACUGCUCGCGCCGCCAUUGCCCUGUCGCAACGCUUCAACGAACCUCCGCCGUCCUACACCCGCACCGAAGCCACAUCGGAAGAGCGCGAUGAACACAUUCCUCGCAGGAGCACCGUGAAGGGCGACGAUGAGCCGAUACAGCAGAAAUCCGGGUUGGAGCAGGACCACCACUACGACCGCUCUGAACACAACGCCGUGCACCAACCUCCGCCUGAGGAUGAGCUCGGCGUGACGCAGAAGGAAGCAGACAGACGACCGUUGCCAGAUGGCACGAUUCCAGCGGCGGAUACGGACUUGCGAUCUAGUUCAGAGAAAUUCGACUUCUUCUCAUCUCGUCCUACUCCGGAGCCUGCAAAGGCACCGCUUGCGCAAGAGAAGGCAGCUGGCACGGAAAGCGUCCGGCCUGUUAGUUCGUCCGAGUCUACCAUACCAAUACCUGGAGCGCGGGACCAGCUCUCGUCCGAAGCAGCAAGGAUACGUCAGCGGGAAGCAGAAUCACAAAUUCCUGGAAGGUCGGCUGAUUCCGAAGGCAAUCUGACGACUGAGCCGAACGCAGACGUUUUCCAGUUCCGCUCAGGCAAGACGAGCCCUGAACUCUCGUCUCUGCCCCGAGUCAAGGUUCCCAAGGUUGCCGAAACGGUGCAAGGAUCAGUUGAUGAGGUUGACGACGGUGCAAUCAAUGCCGAGGUCUACUAUUCUGCGGAGAGGCAUGGCGAGCAGGAACCGGUACCCAAGCAACAGGCUAUUCCUGAGCAGGACGAGGUUCCUGAGGGCAUCAACCUCGACGUCUUCCAUUCUCCCCGCGUGGCGCGUAUGCUUGGCGCAAGGAAGCCAGGACUCGACCGUCAUAAGGAAUUGGAGAUGAAGUUUGCUCGCCGGGCCCCCGUCGAUCAUACCAAGCUCGCAGAGGGAAAAGACCAGGAUACGUUCAAUGUGCGUAACUCUGAAGCAACAGAUCCCGCGCCUCCGCCGCAGGCUGCCAAGGCAGCGGAUUCUCAUUCAAGAGAUGAAGACAUCCAAAAUCUGGCAAAGGAAAUUGCGAAGGAUGCCGCAAACGCUCCUUCGACAGCAGAGAUACCACCAGAAAUAAGCUCCAAUCCCGAGAGGGCUGCUUACCAAUUGCGAGAGUCCCGUGUCCCCUCGUCUCGGUUUGGCAGAAUUUGGCAAUACGCCGGUCUUGGAACCAGCAUGGCGUUUGGGGCCGUUGGCGAAAGCUUGCGUCGGGUUACCGGCGGAGCGGCGACGGGUGCUUCGUUAAUGCUUAGUGCUGGAAACAUGGAACGGCUUGUGGCCAAGCUCUCGCGAAUGCGUGGCGCAGCUCUUAAACUUGGCCAAAUGAUCAGCUUUCAAGACAUCAAGAUGCUUCCUCCGCAGAUCCAUGAUGUUCUGCAAAGGGUCCAGGACAGCGCAGACUACAUGCCUGCAUCUCAGCGCAAUAAGGUGCUCGCGCGCAACCUCGGCAGCAACUGGAAAGACUUGUUCGAGUCUUUCGAGGAUGUUCCGAUAGCCGCAGCAUCCAUUGGUCAAGUGCAUAAGGCUGUGCUUAAAUCGACCGGCAAGGCUGUGGCGGUGAAGGUGCAAUAUCCGGGCGUUGCCAACUCGAUUGACUCAGAUCUGAGCAACCUCUCGCUUCUUUUGACGGCAUCACGGCUUUUGCCGAAGGGCCUGUUCCUCGACAAGACGAUUGCCAACGCGCGCACGGAACUUGGUUGGGAAUGCGAUUACGUUCGCGAAGCCGAGUGCCAGGAGCGUUUCAGGAAACUGCUUGCUGAUGAAACGGAGACAUUCAGGGUCCCGGCCGUUGUGGCCGAGGCUUCGGGCAAAGAGGUGCUGACGGCGGAACUGAUGUCCGGAAAGGGCGUCACCAAGCUGUCUUCAAUCAGCCAGGAGGAGAGGGACUGGAUCGGCACACACAUCCUGCGGCUGUGUCUGCGCGAGCUGGUCGAGUUCCGAUUCAUGCAGACGGACCCCAACUGGACAAAUUUUCUGUACAACGGCCAGGACAAGAAGAUCGAGCUGCUCGACUUCGGGGCCUCCCGCGACUACCCGCUGGAAUUCACCGAGCCCUAUGUCAACGUGCUCAUCGCUGCGUCCCGCAACGAUCGCGAUAUCAUCCGCGAUCUCUCGAUCCAGCUCGGCUAUCUUACCGGUGCAGAGUCGUCGGCCAUGCUAAACGCGCACAUCGACUCUGUCCUCACGCUGGCGGAGCCGUUCAAGGCGGACAGCCCUGCCGUGUACGACUUCAGGGACCAGACCAUCACCGACAGAGUGCGCAGCUUCAUCCCCACCAUGGUCCGAGAGCGGCUCGCACCGCCGCCCGAAGAGACGUACUCGCUGCACCGCAAAUUGAGCGGUGCUUUCCUGCUGUGUGCUCGACUGGGCAGCAGGGUGCCGUGCCGGGCGCUGUUCGAAGAUGCGAUACGAAAGCACGAGGAGAUGAAGAAGCGCGUCUAG